AUGACGAUAAAGAAUAAGGCGAAGAAGGUCAGCAAACUCCCACCCAAGCAAAAAGGCAGGAAGAUACCGUUAUUGCGAAAAGACACCAAAAAGACUAAGCUGAAGGUUGAGAACUUAAACAAAGAAGGAAGUGAUAUAGCAGAAAUCGUUAGGCUCAGUGCAGUUGGGGUCAUACGACGGGCUACAUGCAGUCUGAAUACACUGGAAAACAAAAGUUUGCAAAGUGAUUGGAAGAAGGACAAAAGGAUCCAGGAAAAGGCGAACGCCAAGAAGCAGGAAAUCGCUGACAAACUCGAAAAGCAGAUAGAGUCAAUUUCAAGCUUUUCGCUGUGA
Messenger RNA from Torulaspora globosa, 333 nucleotides. It is a transcript of the gene ADF1, whose product is annotated as Adf1p. The record is from RefSeq and is a predicted model, not a curated record. The transcript has a single exon. The coding region runs from base 1 to 333 and encodes 110 amino acids. NCBI's taxonomy places the organism in Eukaryota, Fungi, Ascomycota, Saccharomycetes, Saccharomycetales, Saccharomycetaceae.